This is a messenger RNA of Aspergillus nomiae NRRL 13137, 975 nucleotides long. RefSeq names its product isoflavone reductase family protein. The record is from RefSeq and is a predicted model, not a curated record. The transcript has 3 exons. NCBI's taxonomy places the organism in Eukaryota, Fungi, Ascomycota, Eurotiomycetes, Eurotiales, Aspergillaceae. The coding region runs from base 1 to 975 and encodes 324 amino acids.
AUGGCUUCAUUCAAUCCCAGAAACCUCCUUCUCUUCGGCGCCACCGGAAACAUUGGCACACAUAUUUUGGACGCCAUUCUUACCGCACGGCAGGAAUUCGACCGGGUUGCUAUUUUCACUUCGCCGGCCACCGCGGCUUCCAAGAAAGACUUCCUAGAUAACUUGAAACGCAGCAAGAAUGUCGAGGUACUUGUAGGGGACUUACAGGAUGAAGAUGCUGUCAAAAAGGCUUAUGAAGGAAUUGACACCGUCAUUUCUGCAUUGGGCCGGGGCGCAAUAGCUUCCCAGAUCCCUCUCAUCCGCCUCGCCGAUGCCUCUCCCACUGUAAAAUGGUUCCUCCCCUCUGAAUAUGGCACAGAUAUCAAGUACUCCCCCGCUUCAGCGCAGGAAAAGCCGCAUCAACAGAAACUAAAGGUUCGGGCGUUCUUGGAGAAUGAGAACCCCAACGAAGGGAUUGUGUUCGAUUUAGCGUACACAUAUGUUGUGACAGGCCCGUAUUCCGACAUGUAUGUUCAUUUUGCCGGUAAUCCGGUAGCGGGUGGAUGGGACGUGAAGGCCAAGAAAGCGACACUGCUAGGAGAGGAUGGAAGCGCGAGAGUGAGUUUGACCACGAUGAAAGACGUUGGAACACUCGUGCUGGCGACGUUACGACACCCUUCCGUGGCUUUCAACCGCGCACUCAAGGUCAAUUCGUUCACUACCACACCGGCCGAGAUUCAUGCCGAGUUCGUGCGCCAGACCGGUGGUCAGUCGUGGCCUGAUGUCCAGUACACCUCGCUGCCCCAGUUGCGUGAAGCAGAGUCCGAGGCUUGGAAGGCAGGGAAACCUGAAGCGACGAUCCUGACGCUGAGACGGAUCUGGACCGAAGGAGGCACUCUCUACGAUCAACGAGACAACGCGUUAAUUGGCGAGCCGCCAGUGCAGACAUUGAAGGACGUUGUUGCACAGGCAAUCAAGCAAUCGUCUAAGUUGUAG